Arxiozyma heterogenica is the source of this 1977-nucleotide messenger RNA. It is a transcript of the gene APC5, whose product is annotated as anaphase promoting complex subunit 5. Gene Ontology annotation, cellular component: anaphase-promoting complex. The record is from RefSeq and is a predicted model, not a curated record. Lineage: Eukaryota; Fungi; Ascomycota; Saccharomycetes; Saccharomycetales; Saccharomycetaceae. Bases 1 to 1977 code for a protein of 658 amino acids. The transcript has a single exon. Gene Ontology annotation, biological process: positive regulation of mitotic metaphase/anaphase transition; anaphase-promoting complex-dependent catabolic process; protein K11-linked ubiquitination.
AUGGCAACACAUUUUACUAUAAAAUCUACGGUCCCUACACCUUAUGAUGUUUGCAUUUUAAUCAUAAUCUAUUUCCAUGUAUCUGUUCCAAAAUCUGUUUCUUUACGAUUGUUUUUAAGAUUGAUCUCUUCUUCUGUACUAAAAUCAACUCCAUUUAAUCCAAUUAAGAAGCAUAUUGUAUUCCAAUCAUCGGAUCAAGUACCGCUAUUUCCUAGUCUAGAUGAUAUUUUAGAGUAUUUGAUAGAUAAAUCACCCAAUAACUUGGAUAUAUGCUUGUGUUUAUGUAAAUCCUUAAUAUCUAUUAGAACAAUCGACCAGUUAUUUAUUUUGCAGUGUAUAUUAUCGAAUAGGUAUAAUGAUAAAAGAAUAAGUUAUUUAGGUAAUUUUGUCUCAUUGUGUAGCACAAAACUUGAUCUUUCAACUUUUGAUGACAGAUUGUUGCUAUUAUACAACUUAAAAUCAUUUAUAAAGAAAUCAAAAUGGAUUAUUAAGUAUUCAACAGAAAUUGACAAUUGUAAAUAUAAUUUUAUAUCCAACAUUGAAACAGACUAUAAAAAAAAUAUUAAAAAUCAGGUCUAUCUGGAUAUUAGCAAUACUGAUAAUUAUCACUAUGGGAAUGAUGAUAAAGAUUUGAUGAUAGAUACUUUUAAGUCGCUUAUUAAUAAAACUAUGUCUGUAGAAACAUCAAAUCAAUUACAUACAAGUAUAAUACUAUCUGAUACUCAUUUCCAGAAUAUAAUCAAUUACCAAAUAGAAUUAGCAGUGCAAGGAAAAGACAAAAAUGAAAGUCAACAACAUGGUGAAAUAGAUAAGUAUUUUGAAAACGUGACACUCAACGAUAUCACAAUGUUCCCCUCGAUCCACAUAUUAAAGUAUUUCAUUUACAUUAAUGAAAAAAGGUAUCAAGAUGCUUUAUAUGAAUUGCAUUCAUAUUAUGAUUAUAUUUUAGCCAGGAAUGGAGAUAAAAACUUCCAUAUAUCUUUAUUGCAUCUUGGGGUAUUUCACUCGAUUUUUGGUGAUAGUAAAUCACCAAUGGCUUCUUUUGAAGAAGCUUUCAAGAUAGCUAGAGAAAAUAGAGAUAUAAAAACGUUAAAUUAUAUACAUUUGACCAUUUUAAGGUAUAUGGAAGAUUAUCCAAAACAAGUUAUAUCUAUACGUGACAGAAUAAAUAAGAUAAUAGAUAGUUUACAAAGAAUUGAUGGUCAAAAUAAUUCUCAAAUAUUUGAAGGUGCGUAUAGAGCUGACACAUUAUUUUGUCUUAAGUCUAAUAAAAAUUUAAUUAAGCUUUUAGAGUCUAAUUUACAAUAUUUAAUAAUAUCGUUGCAACAAGAUAGAUAUAGUCUUCUAGAUGAUGAUUUCAAUAAUUCCAUUUUUUAUUUUUAUUCUAAAAUUUGGAGGUACUUGGGCUACACAGAUAUAAGUGAUGUCUAUGAGCUCUUUUAUGAAAUGGAUCCAAUUGAUAAAGAAAUUCGAAAGGGAUUUGAAUUAUUGAAUAAUGGGAGAAAUAUUGAUUCAAUCGUCAAUAAUAUGUAUUUGCCAACCUUAAAGUAUGACCAAGAAAUGUACUUAAAUCUUUUACGAAUUAAAAAAAUGAUAUUAAAUGAUGAAUUGGAUGAAUCUUUACGACUUUUAAACGAUCUUAGUGAUCAAUGUUUAACUUUAUAUCAAGAUAAUUUUUGGCAUUUCAAAUAUGUGAUAGAAAUUUGUCAACUACUUAUUAAUGUAGAUAGAGGUCCAAGAGCACUACCUAUUCUCGCUAAACUAAUAAAUGAAACACGAGAAAAUAAAAAUUCUUUACAUUCAGCUCAAUGUCUAUUAUUGUUAUGUCACACUUUAGUUCAAAUGAAGAAGUAUAAUGAUGUUUAUAAAAUGCUGAUAAGGGAUUUGGAUUUGUUAUUGCAAUUUGAUGAAACUAAGAAUGCAGCCAUAAAAAUAUUUACAAACGUUGUAAAGGCUUCGAUGAUUGCGUUAAAUUAA